Molecule: messenger RNA, 303 nt
Organism: Ziziphus jujuba (common jujube)
Lineage: Eukaryota; Viridiplantae; Streptophyta; Magnoliopsida; Rosales; Rhamnaceae
Product: small ribosomal subunit protein uS12c-like
Exons: 2
Coding region: 1-303 (100 amino acids)
Biological process (GO): translation
Cellular component (GO): ribosome; small ribosomal subunit
Molecular function (GO): structural constituent of ribosome
Source: RefSeq, a predicted model, not a curated record
AUGACUGAAUUGGUCCUAGUUACUCUUUGGAAUGGAAUGGAAGAAGGGAAGAGAUUCUUGAACAAGGAAAAUGAUCCAAUGACUUCAAAAGAAUUGAAUGAGGAGCUAGUACGCUUAACCUCUGGAUUUGAAAUCACCGCUUAUAUCCCUUGUAUUGGCCAUAAUUUACAAGAACAUUCUAUAGUCUUAGUAAGAGGGGAAAGGGUUAAGGAUUUACCCGGUGUGAGAUAUCACAUUGUUCGAGGAACCCUAGAUGCUGUCGGAGUAAAGGAUCGUCAACAAGGAUGUUCUAGUGCGUUGUAG